CCAUGCUUUUCCACGCCUCCGCGCCUGCACACUGACCUCAUUUGCCAUGGCGUCCGCCGGUAGGACACGCACCUCAGAGCUUCCCUAUAAUCCUUAGACCUCACCCCUUCCCUACCACUCGUUCUCGAUGUCCGCAGCCUCCAAGGAUGCGCUCGUGCAGACCGUCCGCUCGCUGCGCAUCAUCGCGCUGCCGCUCACGCGCAAGCCCUUGUCCUUCAAGAACGCGCUGCGGGACACGCACCCGCUGAUCUACUACCACUUCCAGACGCCGCCCGUGCAGGAGGCCGCGCGCAAGGGCGCGAUUGCGUGGAUGACGAGGACCGUCACGAAUGCGUGGUCGAACUUUGGCAAGGCGCCGGAGGGCAGCUGGAAGCUGAAGACGUUCCGCUACGGGGAGCGCAUCAUGGACCGUAUAGAGUUUGAGGAGCUCGCGCUGAAGGGGCUCGAUCCCUCCCUUGGCCCGAAGCUGACUGCCCCGGGCAGUGCAAGUCAGGCGGUGGAGGAAGAGAAGGAUAGCAUAAAGAUCCCACUAGUGUAUCCCCCGUCGUAUACAGGUACACCGCUGUUGCACCUACAGUCCCUAGUGGCGAAGCGGCUGCCCCGACAUAGAAGAGGCGCAUGGACAUGGCUUCUAGUUUCCCCCUUGACAGCCCCGGUCGCCAUCAUACCCAUUAUACCUAAUCUGCCGUUCUUCUUCUGCAUCUGGCGGGCAUGGCACCACUAUAGAGCGUUGAAAGCGUCGCAGUAUUUGGAGGCGCUGCUGGAGCGGGGCGCGAUCGUCCCGGAGGCGAGCAAGGAGCUGGACGCGAUCUACGCGGCGUACGCGCCGCAAGAUCCGUCGUCCGCGUACUCGCCGGGAGGAUCGACGCCGAGUGACCCCGUGCGUGAGGCGGGGGCCUCAGGAGAGGAAGGCGUCGAGGAAGCCCUGCUGCUGAGCCGCGACGCGGUGCCUCCAAUAUUGAGGGCAUUCGAGAUGGCACCCACGGCGGCGACGGAUAUAUACCGUGCCCUCGCGCAGGCGGACAUGCGGACACGGAAGCGCCGCGGGUCGUAGGAUUAGAUGGCCGUGCUAGGACAUAUACAGGGGUGUCUGUGUAGUGAAUUC
Molecule: messenger RNA, 1105 nt
Organism: Gloeophyllum trabeum ATCC 11539
Lineage: Eukaryota; Fungi; Basidiomycota; Agaricomycetes; Gloeophyllales; Gloeophyllaceae
Exons: 5
Coding region: 128-1054 (308 amino acids)
Biological process (GO): potassium ion transport; proton transmembrane transport
Cellular component (GO): mitochondrial inner membrane
Source: RefSeq, a predicted model, not a curated record